Molecule: messenger RNA, 291 nt
Organism: Alternaria hordeiaustralica
Lineage: Eukaryota; Fungi; Ascomycota; Dothideomycetes; Pleosporales; Pleosporaceae
Exons: 2
Coding region: 1-291 (96 amino acids)
Source: RefSeq, a predicted model, not a curated record
AUGGAAGCCAUAGGUCUAGUGGCCAGCAUAAUCACUCUCAUCAGCGCAGCCAGCAAUGCCGCCUUGAUCCUGGAACGAGUAUUAGGCCUGCGCGGCGUUUCCCUAUACGUCCUCGGAGCACUGAACGAAGUCACCGACUUCAAGGCUACUUCCACUCUGAUGAAACUCAGCAUCAGCUUCCGCAGGCCUAUCGGGCGGAAUACAACAGGCUUCUGGAUCGAGCACUGGGCUGUAUGGACGCCUUCACGAAGUACCUCCGAAGAAAUGUCCUACGUGAGCGAGAAGAAGUAG